Messenger RNA from Bombyx mori (domestic silkworm), 2030 nucleotides. RefSeq lists its product as uncharacterized. Bases 185 to 1666 code for a protein of 493 amino acids. The transcript is spliced from 3 exons. NCBI's taxonomy places the organism in Eukaryota, Metazoa, Arthropoda, Insecta, Lepidoptera, Bombycidae. The record is from RefSeq and is a predicted model, not a curated record.
UCAUUUAAUCGCAAACAUAAUUGACAAUCUUCAAGUUGUAGUUUCAAAUUCUCCAAAUGUCAAAUUCGUAGUUCCCGUUGUAGAAUAUGCCACAAUUUUUACAGAGUAAAAUACUAUCGUGGCCACCAUACUAGCUAGGAGAGAGCUCUGGCGACGUGCAGGGGGCACAUUUGGGGGAGGGCGGAUGGCGUUGGCGCUGGUAUUGGUACUGGCGUGGAGUGCAGUAGUGUCAGCGGCCAGGUUCAGCGACUACUCUGGGGCUAAAAUGCCACAGUACGAAACAGGCGACGAAGGAUCUGAUGACGCAGAGUCCUUGCUUGAAGACUACCACGGACACUCACCAGACGCCUCCUCACCUCUCGAUUAUAAGUAUGAAGAAGAUAUUAAAUAUGGUAAAACAGAAAGUUUGGAAAGAGAAGCCGAAGUCGAAACAUGGAAAAAAUCUAAGGGAAGAAGGCGAGUAGUAAUCGAUUCCCAAGAUACUCACGACACAGAAUUUGAUAACGAAUUGGAAGCUGACUUCGGACGCAGGAGACCUAACCAGAAUUAUUUUCAGCGCAAUCCAAAAACGAAGAGUUGGAACUAUCGCGAAGACAACAUAGCUGCUUUACGAAAGUCAAUGCGGCAUGGUCGCAGUAAGAAUAUAAGGGAACCUGAUAAUAAUAAUGAAGACAAUUAUGUAGAAAAAAAAGAAUUCAGAAGAAAUAAAAACAAAGAGUUUGACGAUGAUGAUGAUGAUGAAAGAUAUAAAGAAAGCACAAAAAGAGUAGUAAGAAGAAAGCCGAGAGAUAGAGUUCCCGUUCGACAUUUUAAUGUUGAUUUAAAUGGAGAUUUAGUACCAGAUAGAAGGGUUAAAAACGAGGAGCUGGACUAUGCCAAUGUCAAUGAAGAGAGACGAAGAAGACCGACUUUAAUUCACUCGCAAGAAGACCGCUACAGACCAAGCAUUGAUGAUGAAGAUCUUCGACUUAGAAAAAAACAGAACAAGAAAAUUUUUGACGAAGAUGGAGAUUACUAUGAUAUGAAAAGAGUAGAGAAUAUAAAGAGCAAGUUACCAAUUCUACUACAACGAACUUCCGCGACGACGUUUGUGUCGACACCCAGCAGCGCGAACAUCAUCGACGUGCUGUGGACAUAUCGGCGCGCUGAAUCUCCCUCAUCGUCGUCUACCAGCCAUCUACCGCCAUCUGAGACGACAACUCGAUCCAGUACAGCAGCACCUACCACAACACUCACGUUAAAUAUGACUAAAUCAAACAACUCAUCCCAAGAGCUAUCACUAGCAGAGAAAUCUAGGUUAUCAAUUUUGAAAAAGGCACAGCGUAAAGAAAGUAUCAAAAUUGGUUCAUCAACGAAAAAGCCUCCUGUGUUGUUGCAAGUGACAGUUAAAAUACCCACAGUGGUAAUGGUGGAGCCUCCAAGCUCGGAGGUAAUACUGCCGAGGGCUCGCGAAUUCUCAGAAGAUACUCCAGAGAGGUUGAACCGAGCGAAGCAUCUCAUGAGGAAGAAACUCAUCGCUAGAGCCAAAAACAUUCAAGACCUCACUGAUAAUUGGGAUGAAGUCGUUUGUGAUUACAUUGAUGUGGCCCUCUUGGAUUGUGCUCCUAAUACGUGUAUUAAUAUUUUAUUUACCAUUUUACCACCUCUAGUAUUGUUUUUAUUUUAAUUGCACCACUUGUUAAUUUACUUAUUUUCCAUAAUGUAAUUUUAGUUCGUUCAGUGUCAGCUUUGCAACAGGGAAAACGACAGUUUUAGUCGAUAUCAAAUAUAUUUGUGUGUCGUACGUAAACAAAGAACAAUUAAGAGUUAUUUGGUACAUCAAAAGAACUUUCCGCAGUAGGUACUCAAGUAGCCAGUUGAAAUCAAUGAAAAUGAAUACUGCAGUUGUUUCGAUCAGCACUUCGUCCGACCCGGAAAGCCUACCUAGCUAUUUUCAAGCUACGUUUGUAUAAUUUAGUGGGUUUUAUUGAUUUUGCUAACACCGAUCUGAGAUAAUAUUGCUAGUUAUGGAGAAAUAAAAUAGUUACAUA